AUGGAGAAGGAUAAGAAUCAUCGCUGCCAGGGUGGUUCUUACUAUCUUGUGGAUCAUAUUCAUGAUUCUUGUCGUUGGUAUUCCAGCAGUCAUCAAACAAGCGGCACAUGCGAUAGCUUUGACACACGUAUCAAACUCUCUGACCCAUCUGUCGAUUACUUUGGUCUUCACAACAGAACGACGAAAGAAAUAAGAAUCCACAACGACCAUUUAUACACUCAAACGCCUGAUCUGUACCCAUAUCCCUCCUGGAAAGACUACGAAUCUUACAAAUCUGGCAUUGAUCUCUUCAACAUCACCAGAAUAAACAAUACAGCUCUACGCAGCCCUAAAUUAUCGACCAGUAAGCCAUUCGACCAAUUCUGGCGCAUCAUGGGGAUUUACGGCAAUAAACCCCUACAUAUGGAUUUCGAUCUCUUACAUCGCUCUUGGCGUAUGAAAGAGGGAAUCGUAAUAAUCGACUCUGAAGAUCCCAGUUCCUCUUUUUACAAAGGUGGAGUCUUAUUCGACCGACUCAAACCAGGGGAAAUCUAUGACUCAAACAAAACCGCUCACCUAGUCCCUAAUUUUGGCAUCGCGAUUCAAAAUCUUCACGAAGUACGCAAUGGAACAUGGACAGAUACCGAUGCCGGGAAUCUAGAGCUUACAUUCCCCGAAUUGGAUCUACAUAUUCCGUUGUGGGGACUCUUUGAAAAACAUUGUGUGUAUCAAAGUUUUAUAAGGGUUUUCCGAAGGCCAACUGACGAGAUUCGGAAAAAGUGGAAUACUUGGAGCAAAGAAAGCAAUGGGGAGGAAGUUAUGAGAAAUGCGAGUUUUGGGUAUGGUGGAAAUGAGGGAUUGGAAGCUUGUGUGAGGAGAAGGAAUUAUACGUGGACUAGUCAUGGGGUCAAGAUAACGGAACCGGGGUUGGGAGAGGAUCUUUUGGUGCCGUUGGGGUUGAUGGCUGUGGUGAGGAUGAGUAUGAGGAUGGAACAGGGGAAGAUAAGAGAUGGGUGUCAUUGGCCGGAGCUCUGA
Botrytis fragariae is the source of this 1014-nucleotide messenger RNA. RefSeq lists its product as uncharacterized. The record is from RefSeq and is a predicted model, not a curated record. The coding region runs from base 1 to 1014 and encodes 337 amino acids. The transcript has 2 exons. Lineage: Eukaryota; Fungi; Ascomycota; Leotiomycetes; Helotiales; Sclerotiniaceae.